AUGGUGCUCAACCAGGCGUUCGUGUUCGUGAAACCGCACGCGGUGACGGAGAAAACGCUCGAUUUGGUGUCCCAGACGUUAUCCAAGCGCGGGUGCGCGAUCACGAGAGAGGGGGAAGUGAGCGCGGAACGCAUCGACGACGAGCGGUUGGUGGAUAGACACUACUACGCGAUUGCGUCGAAGGCGACGCUGGUCGAGGCGGAGAAUCUGAGCGUGCCGAACGAUAAAUUUCGAAAGGCGUAUGGCGUGGAGUGGAGCGAUGUGUGCGCGAAGGGGUUAGCGAUGAACAGUAAGAAGGCGUGCGAGAAAUGGAAGAUGACGCCGACGCAGCUGGACCAGGUGUGGCAGCAAGCCAAGCAGGACGGGAAGAUGACCAAGCUCGGCGGUGGUUUUUAUUGCGCAAAGAUUAAGGAUUGCUACGUGUUCAACGGGUUUUACAUGACGAUGCGAUCGAAGUUCGUGAAGCCCGGGACGUGCAUUCACUAUUACGUCGUGGAGUGGGACAGCGCGAAGAUGUCUUGGGAGGAAUUCCGUGGCGAGCUCUUGGGGCCCACCGAACCGUCCAAGGCGCCGGAGACGUCGCUCCGAGGGAUCAUUUAUAACGACUGGGAAGCUCUCGGGCUGAAAAUGCAGCCAACGACUGGUGAGAAUGGCGUGCACGCGAGCGCGAGCCCUUUCGAGGCGUGCGCUGAGAUGAACAAUUGGUUGGGAAUGCCGUUCGCGGAAACGGCUUUCGGCGCGGCGCUCUUGGACGCGGGAAUCUCAGAAGAUAGCGUCAAGGCGUGGAGCAUCGAUCCACAAGUGACGUACGGUGUACCAUCGAUGCGCAUCACUGGGUCUCUCUUCGAUGCGCUCGAAGAUGCCGACGCCGAUAAAUGCGGCGCGCUCUGCGAGAUGAUCCACGCCGAGACGGCGCGCAUGAAGGACGGCAUGCGCGUGGUCGCCGCGGGCGUCCUAGGCGCCGUCAUAGGCUUCUUGUUACCCAAGAAUGGGCGCAGAUGA
Ostreococcus tauri is the source of this 1002-nucleotide messenger RNA. RefSeq names its product Nucleoside diphosphate kinase. Bases 1 to 1002 code for a protein of 333 amino acids. The transcript has a single exon. The record is from RefSeq and is a predicted model, not a curated record. Lineage: Eukaryota; Viridiplantae; Chlorophyta; Mamiellophyceae; Mamiellales; Bathycoccaceae.